This is a messenger RNA of Arabidopsis arenosa, 1504 nucleotides long. Lineage: Eukaryota; Viridiplantae; Streptophyta; Magnoliopsida; Brassicales; Brassicaceae. The record is from the annotation of a GenBank genome assembly.
UUGUAACAUUUCCACAACUGUAGCCAACUUUUGUGCAUGAUCAUGACAUGAAUAUAUAAGAUAUCUCUUACCUUCUUCUUCUUCUUCUUCUUCUACUAAUAAGAUUAGAGUUUUGGUUCUUCUUCUUUGUUCUCUAAAAAAAUGGGUAGAUCACCAUGUUGUGACAAAUUGGGUUUGAAGAAAGGACCUUGGACACCAGAAGAGGAUCAGAAACUUUUAGCUUAUAUUGAAGAACAUGGUCAUGGAAGUUGGCGUUCAUUGCCUGAGAAAGCUGGUCUUCAUCGAUGUGGAAAAAGUUGCAGACUCAGAUGGACUAACUACCUAAGACCUGACAUCAAAAGAGGCAAAUUCAACUUACAAGAAGAACAAACCAUUAUCCAACUCCAUGCUCUGUUAGGAAACAGAUGGUCAGCGAUUGCUACUCAUUUGCCAAAGAGAACAGACAACGAGAUCAAGAACUAUUGGAACACUCAUUUAAAGAAACGUUUAGUGAAAAUGGGGAUUGAUCCAGUGACUCAUAAACCCAAAAACGAGACUCCUUUAUCUUCUCUUGGUCUAUCCAAGAACGCAGCUAUACUUAGCCACACUGCUCAAUGGGAAAGUGCAAGGCUUGAAGCUGAAGCAAGGCUAGCUAGAGAAUCAAAGCUUCUUCAUUUACAACAAUACCAAACCAAAACAUCAUCUCAUCAUCAUCAUCACCAUCAUGGAUUUACUCACAAGUCAUUGCUACCCAAUUGGACAACAAAACCAAACGAAGAUCAACAACAACUUGAAUCUCCGACAUCUACAGUGUCAUUCUCUGAGAUGAAGGAAUCAAUCCCGGCGAAGAUAGAGUUUGUCGGAUCAUCAACUGGUCUAAGUCUGAUGAAAGAACCUGAUCAAAACGAUUGGAUCAACUCAACGAUGCACGAGUUCGAAACUACGCAGAUGGGGGAAGGAAUCGAAGAAGGGUUCACGGGUCUCUUGCUCGGCGGUGAUUCGAUCGACCGGAGUUUCUCCGGAGAGAAAAACGAGACGGCCGGCGAGAGUAGUGGUGGUGAGUGCAACUACUAUGAGGACAACAAGAACUACUUGGACAAAGACGACUCCGAGAGACCAACAGGUGAUUUGAUAAUGACGCUACCUCCAGGACUUUACUCCGGCACCAGCUCUCUUGCUCUGGUGGCUCGUGCUUCGGCUUUUGGCUUGGGUCUCGUCUACGGGAACAUGAAGCUCAAGGUCCUUAAGAUCAAAUCGAUGUCACAGAAGACGGUUGAAGCCACCGCUCAUCAUUAAACCACUUUUCUCUCUUUACAAUAAGAUGCCAAAAGCUGGGGGUGAUAUCUCCCCGGUUAGUUUUUUUCUUUUCAUGAUUCAUCUUUUAGCAUAAGAAGGAACAAAUGUGUUUGAAAAGUUUCUUAUACGGUUUUAAGACCUUUUUGGAGCCAAACUUGCCUCUGGUUUAAAACCCGAGUUAAGAACAUCUUUCUUUUUUGUUGUCAUCCAAUAACACCAUUCACAUUCA